CAAGGCGCGCGCCCGCGGAAGGGGGUGGGAGGCUCGCGCGCGCCUGGGAAAAUGUUGCGCAGAUUCUAAAAUGGAACGUUGUCGGCGGCGUGAUUGAGCGCGAGGGGGUGUGUGAGCGUGAGUAAGACAGGGACCAGCAGCGGCGGCAGCAGCAGCAGCAGCUAUCACCACCACCACCACCUUCUUGCAGCCGGUCUCCCCGCAGCGGUACGGGGAGCAGCUGCCUCCUCCUUCCCUCUGCAUGGAGCUCUCUGCUAUCGGGGAGCAGGUGUUUGCGGUGGAGAGUAUCAGGAAGAAGCGCAUAAGGAAGGGUAAAGUAGAAUACCUGGUGAAGUGGAAAGGAUGGCCCCCAAAAUACAGCACAUGGGAGCCAGAGGAUCACAUCUUGGAUCCUCGCCUGGUAGUGGCUUAUGAAGAGAAGGAAGAGAGAGACCGUGCAUCAGGAUACAGGAAGAGAGGGCCUAAACCAAAGCGCCUCUUAUUACAGAGGCUUUAUGGUAUGGACCUGAGGAGUGCCCACAAGGGAAAGGAGAAGCUCUGUUUUUCUCUAUCACGGCGAUUUGGAGGAGGAAGCAAUCUGGCGGGGGCCAAGCCAGGACAGACAGAGCUAUCUGAGAAGAGUGGGGGAGGCGUCCUACCAUUCCCACUCCGGAAGCAGCGCAAGAACCAGAAAUAUCUCCGGCUGUCGCGGAAGAAGUUUCCACGCAUGUCAAGCCUGGAGAGCCGUAACCACAGGCAUGAGUUCUUCUUGAAGGAGUCAGUGGCACUAGAAACUAGGCAGACUCCCAAUGACUGGGAUGCGACGCAGCAUGCUAGCAAAGAAGUGUCUGGGUGAAUGGACUCUUUCCGAGGUGAGAGUAGAGACACCUCAGAUAUCUGAGACAGAAGCCAGGAAAUGCCCAGUUAAGGGGUCCACAUUCCAUACCCAGGUGGGACAACAGGGUGCAGUACAGGUAAAGUAAUAGAGAGGGGAUGUUUCCCUCCCCUCUCCAUAUAUUUUUGUGGCUCUCUUUGGGUGCGGGUUUGUUCAAUCUGUUCUUGAGUUUUUUACACUGUGGGGAAGUGGAAGUGGGGGGUAUUUGGGUCCCUCACUUUGAGUGGUAGAGAUUAGGAGCUCCAGGGGAGAGUAGAUGUUUUUAGCUUCCUCCCCUCGGUGGGGAGGAGUAAAGAGGAAGACUCUUGUACCCUUUGGACCCCAAAGGAGUGGCAUUGAUGGGCUUUGGAGAGAGUCACAUCCAGCCCUUCCCUUGGCUGGAUUUGGAGGUACAAUGGAGGAAAAUCCUCAGUUUGUUAGGACCCCCUUAGGCCCAGGGAACAUGGGGUAUCGGGGAUGAGUUUGGAAAAAAAUGAGUUCUGAUUGUUUGUUUGUUUUUUAUGUUGGUUGAUUGGGGUGGGGGUUGAAUUUACACUACAGUGAACAUGUGCACUAACCAGGAGACCUGGUGGGCUGAGAUCCAGUUGCCAGAUAUUUCCCCUAAAGUGGGAUAUUUUGACUCCCAUUUGGAAAGAGGGUGGGGAAUGCAUAAUGAAAAUGCUGAUGGACCUGUAAGCAUGGUGGUGCUGUUGGGGGCUGUUGUUGUAUCAGCCUGCACAGUUGAUUGUGUGUCUGUCGUUCUUCUUGCCGCUCCCCCUUCUUUCCCUCACCUUUCACUGUCCCAUUAUUAUCUUCCCACCUCUUCCCUCUGCCCCUUACUUUCUGUGUGGGAGGGUUACACACCUACAGUGCCUUGGAGCAUGUGCAAACUUGGCACAGGUUGAUGUCACCCACCCAUAGCCAGCAAGGGUGCUCCUCUUCUGUUAGCCCUUCAUUCUUUUUCUAACGUGCUCUUAUCCACCUCCCCCUCUGCAGUAGGCAUGGAUGCAGUUGAUGGCAGCCUCCCCUGGAUCCCCACCUUGUCCCCCAGCGAAGUGACAGUGACAGACAUCACGGCGAACUCCAUUACCGUGACCUUCAGAGAAGCACAAGUGGCCGAGGGCUUCUUCCGAGACAGAAGUGUGCAGUUCUGAAUCUCCAUUUUUAAUGUUCCUAGUCAGAUUCUUUUGGGGGUGGGGUGAUUAUUUCACUCUUUAAAAAUAUCCAAAAUCUUUCUUGUAAAAAUGUUUACAGAGGAGGUUUUUUGUUUUGUUUUGUUCAGUUUUUUUUUUAACUGAAGUCUCAUUGAUUUUUCUUUUCCCCUUCAGAUACGCAAAAACGAAAGGCAAUGUAUGGGGUGCCUGUGUUUUUGUUUGUUAUACUUGUCAGUUAUUGCUUUGUCCGUCUGAGAAACUGAUACCCCUUUCCUUGGCAAAGACUCCCCUGGUAGGGCAUUUUGAGAACUUUUUUUCUCUAUGUAUUUCCUUUGCUCUGUUCUGACAGCUGCAUUUAGGGUGAGAGAGGACACGGAGAUGGAGAAGGAGUUGGACCUAUUGCUUGCUUCCCUGAUUUGCAGAUGUUGUCCCUUGGUAAAGAUGCUUCCUCUGGACUUCACCCUUCCCAUCUUCCUCCUCCCGCCCAGCUACUGCAGUGAGAUGUAAAGGACCCUAUCACUUUAGGUAACUCAAGUCUGUUACAAGCUUCCUCCCUUCCAAAUGUUUUAUCUGUGGUGGUAUUGCAGGUAAUCUGUUUGCUUGGGAAGGUAGGAAACUCCAUGGCAAAUAAUGAAUGGGACUGAUGGUUACAGUGUGAUUCCAUGAAGAGUGAAGGGAUGUCGUCUUUGUCUCAUGAUCCAUUUAUCCUGUAACACAUAGCUUUGUAAUCUCCUAGCUGUGGUAUAUUAGCGACACAUGCUCACUUCAGAUUUGAGCCUUUAAUAAAGGCAGGAUUGUAACUUAAUUGCCCUUUAGGAGGAUAACUGUAUAUAUUAACAUAGUGUUACUCAUUUUUCUCUAUCCAGAGACCUGACCAGAACCCUUCUAGAAAUAUGAGAAGAGAAAGGUGUUUAUAUGUAAACCUCUUUCCCCCCCUCCCCCCCGCACCCACCCACUGGGGGAUGAGGAUUCCCUCCAGGCUGAGAACCCCUGUACUAAAAGAUUUACCAAACCCAGACUGUAUAUAAAUAUUCUCUUGAAAAUGCUUUACUAAGUCAGUGAAAAGGGUGGCUCUCUUCUUGGGAAGAAGGGCUCACAGAGGGAUUGAAACAGUGCCUGGCAGUGCUGGAAAUCCACAGAUAAUAGCAGAGGCCAAGUGCAUGAGAACUAAGCAGUGAAACUGGACUUUAGCGGGUCAGUUUCCACUUUUAGGUAGCUUUUUUGCUCUCUGAUCAAAUUUAAAGGUCAAAAGUGAAUAGCAUAAGGGCUGGGAGGAGUCUACUAGACUUCUAAACAUUUUUUUUUUUAACUUUUUUAAUUUAUCCUCUAAAGUGAUAAGGACUCUUGGAUUGAGUGUCCUACUUAUAUUUUCCCUCCUCAAUUUACGUAUCUGUGACCUCAUCCUUAUUUGUUCCCUUUACCAGGGGAGUUUCCCUUUUGAGGGUUUAAAAAGCUUUGCCAAGGAAAGCCAUCUGCAGUUCUAUAGACUGUGCCUGGUCUUGCACUUAAAAACGCUGGAGAUUUGUGCUGGAUUCUACCUGUGACAUUUUGGGGUUUCUAAGAAUUGCUGUAUCUUCAAAGUUGAUAGUUUUAGCAUCUGUUCUUGCAUGCUCACUCUCUUCCUUCUUUAUUUUAAACUUAAAAAUCUUUCUCUCUGUGGAAAGCAAGAAGGGUAAGCUAGGGCCUUGGGGGGAAUUGUGGGGCAAUGUGAUACAGUGCAGCCUUGACUUUUUCUUUUUACUCCCCUCCUUUAAUUCCUUCCCUCCAAAAAAAAAAAACAAAACACUUCAUCUGCUGGUUUUGUGCUAUCUGAAGCUACUUUCAUACAGAGCUGAAGCUAAGUGUUAGUGUAAAUCCUAAAUGCUGUUUCUCUGCAGCUCUUCCCUUCAAGGGCUUAGCUCAUGCAGAACUUAAGAGUUCUGCAACGCUGAUGCUUUGGAUCCUUCAAACACUUGCUUUUUACAAAGAUUUUGGACUGCCCCGAAACUUGCUUUAAAAGCACAUUUUACCUCUAAUAAGCUCUAGCUGCUUACAGAAUACUAAGAUUCACCCUCCAUUGUCUGAACUAGACUGCCUUCCACCAGGUCCUGGUACUUGCGGGAUGGAUUGACACGCCCUAUAUUUCAGGUGUCUCAGUGCAAAUAUUUUUGUCCCUCAAAAUAAAUACGAAGUGGGGGAUCCAGGAGAUUGCCCCAGCUCCAAGUUUUAAUGAGUGGUGAAUUCUGAGAGGAGGAGUGGAGGGCGAAACCUGAGUUGAUUUUUUUUUUUUUUUUUUAAAUGGUGGGAGUAGGUGUUGGAGGAGAAGAGGGAGUGCUGAAUAAAAAAAAAAAUAGUGCAACCUGUGGGAUAAACAUAGACUUAGGACAAAGUUUGUCAAACGUGGUUGCCUAGAAUUGGGCUUCUAAAUACGUAUAUAGUCACCUCCAUAGAAGUGUCCUCUUUCCCCAUCCCUCCCCUCAAAAAAAGAGUGCUGAGCACCUGCAUCUUUUACUGACUUCCCUGAGAGUUGCAGGUGCUCAGAAUGUCUGAAAAUCAGGGUGACUUUGAUCCAGGUGAUUCUAGAUUUAGAAGAUUAAUCCUAGGCACCUGAAUUUGAAGAACUUACUUCCCAACUCAUCGUUCCAAACCUUUGUAGGAUCUGGAAGAGAGGUUUUAACUUUUUUUUUUUUUAUAUGUGGGUAUGGCCUUCUAUGCAUUUUUCCCAGUUUAGUCCAGAAAUACUGCAAGAAAAACUCGUUUGUGAAUGUUUCUAGCCCUUGCCAAAAUCUGGGAAGCAGCAGAAAUCCUGUAAAGGGCAAGAAAAAGGCUUCUUCUCUCACCAGACUUCCGUUCUGCUUUUCUCUCUCCUUGUUGUCACCUUCUAUGCACCCAUUGAGAUUUUCCAGACCAAAGAAUUCUGUCUUGACAUUCAUUUUCUUUUGAAGAACACUGUUUUUGCAAACUUGACUGUAGGUGGAAGCUCUGGAGCCCUUGCAAACAGGAUUCACCCACUGCUUCAUUUUUAACCCUUUGGUAGAUGUUUACUUUGUAUUGCUUCUGAUGACUAAUAUCCUCUUCUGACCUAAAAGGAUUAAGGAGUAUCUUGGUAGCCGUACCUUAUGCCCAAGUCACUGGGGGGUUAAUUCAUUUCCGGUUGAGAUGCAGAACCUUGCUGAUGUGUGGGUUGGCUUUUUUGGGGGCAUGGAGAGAACAAGUGGGGAGAGGAUGUUUUGUGGUAGGAAAUUAAACAUGUAUUAAUUUUUUUUGACACAUCCUUAGCAAGGUUUGCAUAUUGUAAAAAUCAAUCUUGCUCUCUUAACUGAAUGUUUUUAUUGUUUUUAGUCUCUGUAAAGUGUCGUUCUCUUCUGAAAAGUGACUAGAGAAAUGGUGGUGUGGGCUCCAGGAUGGUGGAAUGUCAAUGAUUUUCAAAUCAAAUGUGCUCAGUUUACAAGUGCAAAGUUUAACUGCAAACUCAGCCUGGAAUCUGAAAGUCAUACAGGGGCCUUUUUGGCUGCUAUCACAAAAAUCAAAGAUUCUGUGAUUAGAGCUUCACUAACUACUAUGUUUGAUGCAAGAGCAAAAAUAGAGUCCAGCUGGAGCUUACUUUAAUGAUUCUGUUUGAAAUAUGAGCCAGAAUAGAAUCCAACUGACUCCCCUAUAGCUCUGUUGACUGCAAGGCUGAAGCAAUGCAGACUGACUUCAGCCAGCAGAAUUGCAAAAAAAGCAGGUCCCUUGAGUAAGAGGGGACUGUUGUUAUAGAGUCAGUCUUCAGAACAGAACUGCACUGUAAGAACUUGCCAGCAGUUCGUAGGGCAGGCGACGCUUGUUUCAUGUGUCUGUUCGUAGUGGUAUUUCAUGUACUGUUUGUAUCAUGUUCACACAUAGGGGCUCCAGUCACAUUGGGACUCGACUCCAUUGUACUAGGCACUGUAUAAACACUUGUUGAAGACUGCUUCGCACCCCCCCCAAUACCUUCCAUCACCACACCCCAGUAUUUUUGAUUCCUCAGAGCACCAACUACAAAUCUUUUAAGGUACAUCUACACUGGAAAAAAACCAACUCCUCAGAACCAAGUCUCAAAGCCCAGGUCAACUGAUUUGGGCUCCCGCUAUAGGGCUAAACAUACCCAGUGUAGAUGGUCCCAUGCCCAGCCAAGCAGGAACAUCUACACAGCUAUUUUUAGCCACUCAGCGUGAGCGCAAGUCAGUUGAUCUGGGCUCUGAGACUUGCUGCCCCAGGUCUUUUUUUUGUUUUUGUUUUUAAAACAGUGUAGACCUACCCUUAGUACCCCUGUGUCUCCAGCACACCCCUUAUUCUCGUGUAAUGACUUGGGCCCUUGGACGUGUCAAGUCCAAAUUUGUUUUCAGUGGCAGACAGGAUAUUGUGGGAACACCCAAAUGCAGUUCCUUUUGCCAAAAUAAACCCAAGUCUGCCAGUGAAGUGACCCUGACUAAGUCAGAGCCUGAGACAGAAACGAACAUGUGAUUUAACAUAUCAGAACAGGGUGUUUUUUGUUUUGUUAGUGUUGUGAAACUGUCCAGAAAGAUUCUUCUGGUGUGUUUGAUUGAAUAUGUGAACUUGGUUUUGACCUCAUGGGGCCCAUGGCCCCAGUACUGCUUCCUGCUCUACCCCAGCCCCACGCUUAGUACUGAUUGACAGUUUAACUGGAAUAGAGAGAGUGGCCUCAUGUAGGCUGAAAAAUAGGCAGGCUGCUAAUAGGAGAUACUUAAUGCAACCACCACAACAAAGAUUGGGGUGAGGAAAUAGUGCUGAUGGCUGUGGGCAACAGCCCAGGGUUGAUGGUUAAAGUAGGGCCCCUUUGCUGAACAUUAAUUUCAUGCUUUUGAAAUGGGAAAGAAGCAAACCUCCUUCCUAAAAAUGGUAAUAUUUUCCCUUCUCUUCUGUUCCUAUUCCAUAUAUUCUUCCUGUAGCCUAGGAAGGAGGGCAGUGUAGCUUCCUGGGACAGUGUAGGGGCUGCUCGAUGAAUGGGGCCCCUAACUUGUAGAGUCUGGCAUUGCUUGGACUCCAGAGUUGUGCUGGAUCUGUGUACCAUAUCCCCAUUGUCAAUAAUGCACUUGCUAGACUGUUCAAGACAGACUGUUGGGUAGAGUGCCUGUUACUUCAAGAAGAGUGCAUUGCGAUGCAGGAAGCAUUCAUUAACUCCCAAGGCCCUUCCAUGGUCUGCAUCAUGCUGAUACUUCCCAUUUAAUAAAAUCAGAUGCCAAAGUGAGAAAUCCAAAGCUUUUCUUGUUGUUGGCGACUUCUGCUCCCAUCCUUUGUAAAUCCCAAUUCUGAGAGUAGUUAAUGGAUUCGUUCAGCUGGGAUCUGCGCUACACAGUGGCCUGUCACAGCUUUGGUUUUGCCACAGAUUUGUUCUCAUCUUUUCACUCAGAUGGGGAAAAAAAAAGUGAAUAUUAGAUGGGGAGUAUCUAGGAGAUGGAGUAUGUUUCUGUUCAGUGUAGCCUAGCAUAUUCAGAUGCACAAUUUUCUUGUCUCUUCACUUCCUUCUCCCCCUUAGGACAUCACUGCCCUGCAUCAGCAUUUUAGAAGGAUUAACUGGUACUCUUCUGUGUGUUCUGAAUGGGUACUGAGUGAGUGAGCAUGUGUGGAGAGGGUAGUUUGCUUCUGUGUUAAGUAGUUGGGUCUUUCAGGGGGAGGGAAAGCAGAGACUUAUCUUUGUGGGGGCGGGAGCCAAGCAGGAGAAUGAUAGUUCAGAUCAGAGCCGUUAUUAGAAAGGAAAAUCUACCAUUGGCAAAUGCAGGUGAUGGGGCCAGAUUGUUGCAGAUCUCAAGCCAAUAUCUCCCAGAACACAGUGGUCUAAAAUCAGCUCUUUCUCAUGUCAGAGGGUCCGUGUUGUCCUCUGCCCCGCCAAGCUCAAAUGCCCAAAGCCAGGACUGUAGCCUUCUCGCAAAAGGAGAAUGACUGUCCCAAAUUAUUUAACCACUCAGAUGAAACUUAAGCUCUUAGGUAGGUGGAAGUGGUUGUGGGACUUGCCCAAGAGAUGAGCAUUUGUAAAGCAGGGGUAGGUUGCCAGUCUCAUCAGAACAGUCACUGGUGGGGAAGGGCAGACAUAGCAUUCAUUCAGAACCUCAUAUCUUCCUCUAACAUCCAUUUCAGACUCUUCGUUAGGAGAAGGAAUGUUUCCUGGGGAGUUGGCCACUUCCCAGAUUUCUGAAUGGGCAAUGGCUUUGGAUGAUCAGAAGUAGCACAGAGCGACUGAGCCCAAUAAUGGAAGUUGGUAGUGGCUCUCAUUUGAAUGGGAGACUGAAUUACUGUACUUGCGAAAUGGGAUGGGUAGAAAGCUCAGGUUCAGAGAGAGGAUUUGCUGCUUCCAUUAAUUUUGGGCCACUUGUUACUCUGCUUGUCUUUUCAGAGAAGAGGCACACUCCCCUCCCACAACUGUAUGUGCGCUGGAGGUGCCAGAUUGACAUCUUCAGGUGGGAGGGGUGAUGGUGUGAUGGUCAGAAACGUGACCUUUUAAAAUCUAUCUGUUCUGUAUCAUUUUAGUGCCAACAGUGCGGGAGAGUUGACCGGGAUUAGGGUUUUGGAGGUGUUAACCAGAAAUGUAGAGGUAACACCAAAAACACUCUGAAAUCUAAAAAUGUUAGUCUGCUUUUUGGCUUUUCUUAAGUCAAGGCCUAAGUAUGUUUGAAGCACUUUGAAGAUGCAAAGCACUAGGAGCGCUGAGUAUUUGUGUUGCCUCUUUAAAAAUGUGGCAUUUGAAAAGGGAAAGAUGUAUCCAUUUCAGACCACUGGCUAUUCCUUAUCUCCUUUCCACAGCUGCCAUCCAGCCCUUGGCAUCCCUUCUACAGUUGUAGGGUGGGCUUGCCAUUCCAGGCAUCCUAAGUGAACAAGGCACAAUGAAGGAGGGGAGGAGACUUUAAAACUUCACAUCCACCUUCAGAACAUGUAUUCCCCCACCACUUGUGGUAUAUAGGGGAGUUAUUAGGUUCUGUUCCCAUGUUAAGUAGCCUCAGUGCUUAGAGAUGGCUGAGAUGUGAUCCAAUAGGUUUCCUCCAUCUCUAGUUUUGGAGACCUCUUUUUAGUUCCCCUUUCUGGACAAAUUGCACUUUAGUAGCUUAUUGGGGAUGGGAGGCAUGUGUACCUCUUUGAGGUCGGGGCAUCCCAACAGCUGUUUUUAGUGGCUGCUGGACUCUUCCAGUGGGUUAAUGUCUCACCUCACAUCCAACAGAACAGGUGCAAAGGAACUUGGUUUUAAAAAAAACUAAUCACAAAGUUUAGUCUUAAAAAAAAAAAAAAUCUAAAUUGAACAUUUUAGCUGGCUUUGUGGGGCAUUUUACUUAGUAGCAGGCACCUGUGUUUGGAGGAACCCCAAUCCUCCCAGCUUUUCAGCGUUGACCUUCUCUCCCAUGCUCCUGCACUGCUUGAUCUAAGUUCUUCUAAGACUGCUGUGUGACUUUAUUGCCUAUUUGCUAUGCUUGUUUUCCACCAAGGAUGGGGUUGGGGAAGGUUACUUUAUUUUUUAUUCUUGGCAUGAUAGAGCACCUGAGUCUUUGCACAAGAAAGCUUCCUUUGCACAGAAUGAGCUUCUAGCUUUUGUACAGACUAAUUGAAUGUAUUUGGGCAGAGGGAACGAAUCAAUUCCAAACAAACA
Dermochelys coriacea (leatherback sea turtle) is the source of this 9601-nucleotide messenger RNA. RefSeq names its product chromobox 7 (gene CBX7). The record is from RefSeq and is a predicted model, not a curated record. Lineage: Eukaryota; Metazoa; Chordata; Testudines; Dermochelyidae. Gene Ontology annotation, biological process: negative regulation of transcription by RNA polymerase II. The coding region runs from base 242 to 835 and encodes 197 amino acids. Gene Ontology annotation, cellular component: PRC1 complex. The transcript is spliced from 6 exons.